AUGAGCUCCUUCAUGAACACAAUCAACAGCAAUGCCCGUACUGCUCGCGGCACGGCCUUCCAACCUCAAACGCGGAAGAAGGGAACCAACAGCUGGCAGCUUAAGCAGUUCGCCGAGGCCACGCUAGGUAGUGGGAGUCUGCGCAAGGUCGUGCAGCUUCCAGAAGGCGAAGACAGAGAUGAGUGGCUCGCAGUGAACGUGGUCGACUUCUACAACCAAAUCAACCUGCUGUAUGGCGCCAUCACAGAGUUCUGCUCGCCGCAGUCCUGCCCCGAGAUGAAAGCUACGGACGAGUUCGAAUACCUCUGGCACGAUCCACCCGAAUUCCCCAAGCCGACUCGCCUUCCCGCGCCCACAUACAUCUCCCACCUGCUGUCCUGGACAUCCAAUCAUCUGUCCAACUCCACGACGUUCCCAACGCAUCCCGGUGUGCCCUUCCCCUCCAACUUCCAGCAAACGAUACGGACCAUCUUCAAGCGCCUGUAUCGCAUCUACGCACACAUCUAUUGCCACCACUACAGCGUGAUCAGAGGCUUGGGCCUGGAAGCACAUCUCAAUACUGGGUUCAAGCACUAUGUUCUUUUUGUGGAAGAGUUCGGGCUGGCAGACGAGAAGGGCAAUAAGAAGGGAGAAUGGUAUGGGCCGCUUGGCGAGCUCGUCGAGAGCAUGUUGAGAAGCGACUAG
This is a messenger RNA of Cercospora beticola, 684 nucleotides long. RefSeq names its product Mob1/phocein family protein (gene MOB11). Gene Ontology annotation, biological process: positive regulation of protein phosphorylation; cell division; signal transduction. Gene Ontology annotation, molecular function: protein kinase activator activity. Gene Ontology annotation, cellular component: cytoplasm; nucleus. NCBI's taxonomy places the organism in Eukaryota, Fungi, Ascomycota, Dothideomycetes, Mycosphaerellales, Mycosphaerellaceae. The record is from RefSeq and is a predicted model, not a curated record.